AUGAAUUUUGUGCUCGCAGUGACUGUGUUGAUUAAAGAAAUUAGAACUAUACUCGGAAUAAAAGCAGAUAAUGUAGAAAUGUGGUCUUUGGAAGAAAAUAAGGAAAUUAAAGAAAAUGAGUUGGAAAUUGAAAUUAAUCAAUUAGAAGAAAAUAAGGAAAUUGAAGCUACUAAUCUCGAAAAAAAAUCAAAAAAAGAUAAUAACAAUAAUAAUAACAAUAUACGGAUAGAUUUGAAUUUAAUGGUCUACAUAUCUGCACCUAUCAAAACAUGCAUAGUUUUGGCUUUUCUAGGCAAAAAUUAUGAUAAAAUCACGACUGAGAUGUUAUCAUGGAUCAUCGUUCUUUCAAUAGUAACACUAAUCAGUUCGUUAGGAGCAAUUAAGUAUGCCCUUAAAAUGAAAGGACAAAAUAAAUGGAAAGAAUUUUUGCAAAGAUAUAAAUACAAUGAUCAAGAUGAUAACCAUGAACAACAUAAACGGAACAAUUACGUUUGGAUUUUCUUCGGUCUUUUCUUUACUCUAGUAUAUUUUAUACGUAUUCUACUUUAUAUAGAAAUCGCCUUUUGGUUUGAUUUGAAUAGCUAUUUAAGUAAAUUAUUGUGGAAUGUGUUAGCAUUAGAUACUACUAUAACUAAACGUUUAGCCUAUAAGACGAAUCCAAUUUGCUGGUUUCAAUGA
This is a messenger RNA of Entrophospora sp. SA101, 678 nucleotides long. NCBI's taxonomy places the organism in Eukaryota, Fungi, Glomeromycota, Glomeromycetes, Entrophosporales, Entrophosporaceae. The record is from the annotation of a GenBank genome assembly.